AUGGUGCCAAAAAUGAGGGUAAGAAACAUGUUUUAGUCUUUUUAUAUAUAUAUAUAUAUAUAUAUAUAUAUAUAUAUAUAUAUAUAUAUAUAUAUAUAUAUAUAUAUAUAUAUAUAAAAUAGAAUUUGAAUGUAUUUAAUUUUAUCAAGUGUUCAUUUUGCUACUGGUCCCACAGAUUCUAUACAGAAUGUAGUGAGCAAUGAAAAGGGAUUUCUAUCCUUGCUGGAUGAGCGUCAUAGGAGCGGGGAUCCAUAGCUACAGUAGUGUAUGCACAUCACUCUCAUAGAGAAAUGACAAGAUGAUAGAAUUGGAAAUAAAAGGGGUUGAGCCUGUAGACAUCUUGUUAUCGUGGUGCUGUCUUGUUAUGUUAUCCUCUUUAUAUUUUAUUUUAUUUCUCUCUUAUCAGUUGUAGCAUUAUAUUAUUUAGUGUGUGUGUGUGCUAGACUAGAUUAACUCAAAUUUAAAGUCUGAAGAAGUAACCCUUUGGAUGCUUGUGGUAGGGGUUGCAUACUCCUGUCGAAUUAAAGGGUUAAAGAAAGCCUGGAUAUUGUUUCUUUUAUAAUCCAACUUCUUAUUUCAAAUUCUGUUUUUAAAAUAGAUUCAUAAAAAACAUAGUAUUUUUGUAUUUUGCUUAGGUAACAGUAAAGAUGAGUACAUUAAAUACAGAUUUCUGUAUUCACAGCAUAGCAAGAAAUAUGGAUAAUUCAUUCCUAUCACACUAAAACUAAAAAUGAACAUCCAUUCAUACAGAGAAAAUCAAAAGAAAACUGGCUGCUAUGGAUUGUACAACACUACAGAAUAUGUUGGUGCUCAGUAAAUAACGAUGCUCAGAAUGUCAUGACAGCCAUAGAAUGUGGGUGAAACACAUGUUUUUGAAGGCUUAUUAAGUGCAGGUGCAUUUCUCUUGGUCCAGAGCUGAAAAACAAAAACAGGAAUUUCCCCAUUCUUCCCCUGACUGACUAGGAACUAAAAAAAUUUUUUAAGUUCUUUGUGUCAUUUCCUAUGUUACAUUAAUGCUGCUUUAUGUGAUAAGAAACUGUAUAUUGUACUUCUCAUUAAUUCUGUUUAUGGAGUUGUCUAUGCCGGAGUCUUUGCCUUCCUGCUCCAUAUCUAUUGAAAACAAUCUUAACUAUAAACAAGCAUCAGUUUUGGGGCAAUGGAUGUUGUCCAAUGUACGAAGUCGUAGAACAGUUAAAUGAUGUAUUGGUCAUGUCCCAUUUGAUUUGUAAUACAAUGUCUUUCUCCCUUUGGUUAUGCAAUUGCUUGUUGGCUCUUAAUAUAAAAUGUAAGCAACAGGUGAAUGGGCAUAUAUAACAAGGAUGUUAAUGCCAGAUGGUUCUUUAAACAAGGAUUAAGAUUUGUGUUGUUUAAAUUGGGUGGCUGCAAGUUGACUGCCAGUGUUUGUUUAAUUUUUGUUAGGUUACCAUUUUUUCCCCUGUUCAUCCCUCUCUCAGCUCACUAGAUUUUUUUUCUUCCUCUUUUUUUAUUCCAUUGUUGCUCGACCUCUCUCUACUCAUUGCCUAAUGCCCAUCUUGUGGUCCUUGUAUUUCCCUUUUGUUUUUUGUUUUUCAGUUGUAUUUGCUUAGUGCUUCACGGUGACAGUGGUACAUUCUGUUAAGCCCUGUCUCUCAGAUCUUCCUAACAUGUCAUGGAAGUGAUACAUUUUCUCUCUCUUUUUUUAAUUUUUUUAUUUAUUUUUUUUAGUUUUUGAGCCUAUUUCCAUUGGUGCAAACUGUGGAAUUAAUGAGGUUAAACAAUUAAGUUUCUUGAAACUUUAAGGAGAAAGUUAAUCUUACAUAUAUUUUGUUUUGUAUUUUUUAAAGGUUAGAGAAUAUUUGCGCAGGUGAAUAUCAGCCUUAUUGCAUAAGGGGCUGGAGCUUCAGCAACAUAGUAGCAGAGGAUAUUCCAUGGGACCAUAAAAGUGGUCCCAAUUCCAAUUAUUGAGCCAAAUCUAAUUCUAAGUGUUUCCAUCCCACUACACUAAGAUAAAUAUAAUAAUGGGUCACAACUUAGAAAAGUAAUUAUUGUGGGUACUAAGUCUAGUCCCAUACCAAUGGGAGGGCAAUCAAUAUAUUGCUGGUUUCCCAGGCAACAGAAGGGUAAAGCCUAUACCCUGGUUGUAUUAAGCUGUGUAAAUUGUAGUUUUAGAUAUUUUUCCCAGACAUUGUUCAAUUGAUCUAUGUUUUUGAUAAUGUACUUGUAGUGCUGCCAAGUUUUAUGUUUGUCCUGGCAAAUUUCACAUUUCCUAAAGACUUGGCCUCUACAAAAGACCUCAAAAUCCAGUAGGUUAUGUGUCCUAGAAUUAUUAUACCCGUCCAGAUCUCACAUCCCCCGAUUAUUUGCUACCCACUGAUGCCGAUGCUGAAGAUUUAAUAAUUUAUUUAGUAUUAUAAUGCACCAAUAUGUAUUGUAGUGAAUUAGUCAAUAAAACAUGGGUAAUAGUGGGAAAGCCAAUUUAAGUUUUAAGACAAAGGGAUUCUAUGAGUUUACAGUGUAACAAUAUGAUUUUGAUGAUUUUAUCUUCCAUGUAUGGAGGGACUUUGCUGUCCUAUCAUGCUUGAGACUACAAUGUGUCAAUGUUUUUUGCCAUUAGAGAAAAAGAAACCCAUGUGUGAAUUGAUAAUGCUGUGUGUUCUGUAUUAUUGUAAAUAAUUUCUUUUUAAGUAGUAAGGUGUACAAUACCCAUAGAUUGUUUUUGAUUCUAUUUCGCUUAGUGGUAUCACAAAUUGCAGAAUGUCCAUUGCCAACGUUACAUUUGAAGAGAUGACAGUGUGUCACAUUGACAGUAGUGGAAAUGACGAGGAAAACAUAGAUUACAAGGGAGCAUAUUCUCAGAGCAUCAUCAUUUAUUAGUGUCAUGCAGGUGCUAAUAUAUUUGAUGAAUUACAAGUGCUUGACGUCAAUGCAAAAAGUUGUUGUUGCAGGAAAGGGUCAAGCUGACCCUGUGUUAGACACAUGCUGUCUGGGGUUACAAUGACCAUUACCACAUCAGGGACUGUGGGUUGCUCCUGCUUUCAAGUUGCCUAUAUUUUGUAUGGGUUGAACAAGAUCAAGUCCCCCACCCCCGACGUAGUGUGCAUGCUUCCCCUUGUUUAGCUUUGGAAAGAUGGGUAAUGCUUAGAAUUGACUCAUUUAGGACCUGCUUUAACCCCUUAAGGACACAUGACAUGUGUGACAUGUCAUGAAUCCCUUUUAUUCCAGAAGUUUGGUCCUUAAGGGGUUAAAGCAUGGAGGUUAUUUUUCGUUUUUUCUUUCUUCCAGAUCUUUGGAUGUUAUUAGGUUACAUACCAAUUAGUUGUAGAGUAUGACUUAACCUACCUAGUUUGUGCAUGUCAGAGACUCAAAUAACAUUAAGCAUGCAUUAUUUAUUAUCCAAAUGUAAAGCUGAUCACCGUUAACAUCAACACCAUUAAUUUAGUUCUCUCCAAUAUCUAAUAUUUCCAAUUAUUUGGGUUUACAGUGUGUGUCUGGAGUCAGUCUUUUCAAAUGACUAAUCUUCUCCCCAAUAAAUAAAUAAAUAGGUAUGAAGUCCUUUCAUUUAGCAAUAUAAUUAUAUUCCAUUUUGUGUUUACUUUCAAUGAUAAAACUGUUGCAUUGUUACAAAAAUAAAAAUGUUCAUGUUUUUUUAAAUUUUUUUUUCCCUCUUUUACAGUUUGGUCAGGUUGGCAAUGUGUGUUAUAGUUUAUAAGCCCGGCCUAUAGAUUGAAGAACAGCAAUCACACAAUGUUGUUUAACAGUGAUGAAAUAUAUGAAUUAGGUGUCCUGUUGGUCCACUGUGAUCCAGUGCUGAAAUAAUAAUAAACGCAGUCACUGGAUUUGCAUCGUACACAGCCCCUUCUUUCUUUGGUUUAUGGAGAAGAAAGGUGUAAUUGCUCCUUUCCUGCAAUCUGGAACUGCAGUGAGCAAAGAUAGGUUGAUUGGUGUUUUGGAAAUAUAUGUAAAACACAUUUUAGAUAAAAAUGGAAUGAGGGCCAUGAUUAUAAAGUCGGUUGACUGAUACAUUCUAAUGUCUGCCAUGUCAGGUGUGCCUGAAAUAAAUCCUAUAGUUCAUUGAUACCUUUGAUAUGGCCUACCAGUUAGGUUAGCAGAAAUCGCUCAAACACAUGUAAUUCGCCCUCCUUGUUACACAUCUGUUUUAUUUUCCCUUGUUGAAUUUUUAUUGUGCCCCUUCUCUUGUGUAUGUAGAUAAGUUUGUUGAAUGCUUGUAUGCAUUUCAGUGAAUUUAGGGAACCAAUGCUGUUGUUCAUGUUUGAUAACUGCAAUAAUACUCAAUAAUAAAUCACAAACUUAAGAUCAGGGGUGCCCAAAAGGUAGAUCCCCAGAGGUUUUAAGACUGCAUCUUCCAUGAUGUUUUCUCAUAAAGGCAUGCAAAGCAUCAUUUGAAUUGUAGUUCUACAACAUUUGGGGAUCUACCUUUUGGGCACCCAUGUUUUAGAUGCAUCUCUUGCAAGUGGCAGAAAGGGGCACUGUAGUCACCAUAACCAUUUCUUCCCUUUAAUGGUUAUAGAACCUGGUGUCCUCUUGUGUCCUCUUGUGGUGUCCAUCCAUUCAGUGUUAAACCUUUUUAAGCAGUUUAACACUAAAUAAGGGUUCGUGGCCACCCACAGCCCUGCCCCAAACUGUAGAUAUGGUUAAGAGAGCGAUUACACUCUUCCUUCUGGCUAUACCAAUUCAUACCAGCAAUGGGACCUGUGAUGGGCGACACUCUGAGCCAAUCACAGCUGCCUAUUGCUGCACAGGUUGUUUCCUUAUUAGCCCAAGCAGCACAGAUGUGAUAGGCUGCUGGGGACUCUCCCUUAGCAUUAAAAUAGUUUAACACUGACUGGAAGGCCAUCACGAGGGGACCUCGGACAUUAUAUUUACUUUGAUAAGAUGAAGCAGCUACAGGGCCUACAGUAUCACUAAAUUGGUUGGGUCUAGUAGCUACCCAAUUUAAUUCAAAAUCCUUUAGUGUAAUAUAUAGAUUCUGGGUUUCCUUAAAGCUUUACCUGCUUGUUUAUUGCCUGUCCCAAACAUUGACUUAAAACGUUUUCUAUAUUUUCUCUCUUGUGUUCUAUGAAAUCUAUGUAUAGACUCAACCUAGCAUCAUUUGAUGGUCAGUGAGCAAUAAGAUACUCAAUUAUAUAAUAUUUCUACUUUGUCUGCUCCAUAAAUUUGUUAGUCAUCAUAGGAUUUAGCAAUCCACUCUCACCCAUCCAUUGGCAGGGAUUUACAUUUGCAUUCCAUGUAAUUCAUAAAAUACAUGAUGUGUCCUAAUGCUUCCACAGUGCUAUGUGUUAUGUAAACCUGAUUCAUAACACAGCCAUUAUUUGGGAAGGUCCAAAAAGUUUAAUUCCAGACAUGAUGUACUCUGCAUUCUUGGCUCAUCUCAUCAAGGUGUUAUAUAAGUCUUAAGGUUUAUUGGAUUUCUGUAUUUUAUUCCGAGAAAACCAAAAUGGCUUCUUUUUGUUCUUAAUCGCAUUCCUGAAUUUGUUUAGCAUUCUAAUUAUUAUCUUCCUUUUCUCUUUAAUAUUAUACAAAUUAUAGAGAUGAUGGUUGUAAAAAUUGAGGUGACAUUUUAUCUUCCUUGUCUGUGUUUUUUUUGUUGUUGUUGCUUGCACUACGGAGAGAUUAACCAUGAAGUGACCUAAAAUGGCUGCCUAUUGACUUGCUUCAAGUAGGUAUUUGGACAAGCUUGGGCCCAUUUACCAUCCCUAUAUUAAGAGUGGAGGGGGGCCCAAGUGGGCAUCUCUGCCAUGCACUUGUUCCUUUAGAUUGUGUUUAGUUCUGUAAACUGAGAAUAUUGUCAUAACUCAUCAUUGUUCUAAUAAUUUAGUAGUGGGAUUAGCUUGGUUUAAUUGAAGCAAAGACAUGCUGCUGACUAAGGGUGAUAUUAAUUAAAACGGUUACCAGUAAUUAAAAGACUAUUGUUGUUAAAAAAGAAUAUCACAGGAAAUCAAUUGUUGACCCUACUAGGAGAUUGGUAAAGCAACUUUUAGAUAGUAAGUUUUUUUUAUUUGGCCAGGGCCCUCUUCCCCUAUUGCAGCCUUAUGUCAAAUAUGUUUUGUUAGAAUCAAUUGUCUUGUUUUACCUUUCGUACAGUGCUGUGGAGUAUGUUUGCACUAUAUAAGUAAUUGUAUGCAUAGCAGUUUUCAUUAUCCUUGAUAUUUGAAGGGUAAAAUGAUGCUAAAUAAAGCAAUUCACAAAUUGUGUGUAUUUACACUGCUUUCCACGUUUAACUUGUUUUCCUGUCACCUUGGUCAACAGUUGAUCAAUACUAUCAGUAAUCUAUAGUCCUGAUCACUGUAGACACCAAAAGUGUUCACAUGCAACAAUUCUAUUACUGCCAGGCUUAUUCACCAAAGCAAGAAUUCAGCAAGGAAUUACAAAUUGUAACCUGUUUUUAUAAUGAUUUAUUCAGGGUGUUCUAGAAUCAUUUUAUGCAAAAGACAUUGGAAAAAAAUCUAUAACAUUUGCUUGUCUUCAAAAACAGUGUAUUUAGGAGCCUCAGUGAUAGAUUCUUGUAACUUAAGAUUCCCCGCACCAUGCGACUUGUAAUAGUUUCUCAGCAGGCUUGUCAUUUUUUUAUAUUGAGUACUUUUAUUAUUGCGUUAUAUAAUUUUACCGCAUUUUUAUUUCUGUUUUUUUGACAGCAUUAUUGUGCAGCACUUCAGGUUCUGUUCUAGCCACUUAAUAAUAGUGCUAUUAUGUUACGAUAUCUGUACAGGACUUACGAGAGAAAUAAAAUGUACUUGGUCUUGGAAUAUAAAUAUAGCCGUGCAUGCAAUUGGUACAUAAAGUGCUUGAGUUUUUAAAGCUUGUAGGCUUUACGAAAAUUACUUAAUAGUCGCACACACCCAAAGACAAACUGUUCAGCCUGGCUACAUUGUUACUUUUUUCAGUUUUAAGCCUCCAAUUAGAGGUUAUGAGUUGACGCGAGGAGUGCUGCUUGUUAUGCUGAGCCCUGUUGGGAUUGUCUGUCUCUGUAGAAUAUUUUGUAAUUUCCUUGUAAAUAGCAAAUCCACAGGGAGGAACCUGCCAGAUUGUCUCUAAUUCAAGGGUGAGUUAAGGAACAGAAAGUAGAAGGUAUGGACUGAAUGUAGUAAAAUCUAAAGAGACUGUACAGCACAUUUUAAAUCUUUGUCAGGGCCACCAGGAAUAGGGCUAGAUACACUUUAAGAUAUGUAGAACUUAGUUUACCAAUAAUGCUCAUUAGUUAAAAAGUCUUUCACUUGUAUCAUCUCUUAUAAGAAAAUGCUGUUAAUAUCUCUCUCUCUCUCUCUCUCUCUCUCUCUCAUCUACCCACCUUUUAAUGUGUAUUUACAUAUAGUCUCGGUGAUUUAGACUCAACUUUGUCUGGGCAAUAAACAGAAACAGAGCCAUGGUUUUCACAAACAAAACACAAGACUUGACCUUGGACUCUAAAAGCUUUUAUUUACUGUAACCAAACAACAUUCCAUUCUCCAAAGAAAGCUUACUUGGAUUAAAGCUAUUGAACACUGAAAUACAUAAAAUACUGUAUAGUAGAAUGAUAUUUACUAUACAAAAUCAAAUUAAUCACUUUGAUAUUAUAGUAUUGCCACCUUGUGCUGAAUGCUGGAAGGUAAUUUUAGUCAGAAAUACUGUUUUUGAAAUUCCUAAAAUUUUACAAAGCGGGGUGGGGAAGAGGGGGAGCGGGACACUAUCAGCAACACAAAAAGACGCAUUUCAUGGCAGCUUCAUCACUAUUCCUACUUAUAAAAGUACCUUUUUCCAACCUUCUAAACCAGGCUUCCCCAAACUCUGGCCCACCAGAUGUUGCUGAAACGCCCAUGAUUUUAUGAAUGAAAUAGGCUGAGAAUCAUGGGAGUUGUAGUUCAGCAACAUCUGGAGGGUCGGAGUUUGGGAAAGCCUGUUCUAAACCAUGGGAGUCCAACCUUUUGGCUUCCAUGGGCCACAUUAAAGGAACACUAUAGUCACCUAAAUUAUUUUAGCUAAAUAAAGCAGUUUUAGUGUAUUGAUCAUUCCCCUGCAAUUUCACUGCUCAAUUCUCUGUCAUUUAUGAGUUAAAUCACUUUGUUUCUGUUUAUGCAGCCCUAGCCACACCUCCCUGGCUAUGAUUGACAGAGCCUGCAUGAAAAAAAAACUGGUUUCACUUUCAAACAUAUGUAAUUUACCUUAAAUAAUUGUAUCUCAAUCUCUAAAUUGAACUUUCAUCACAUACAGGAGGCUCUUGCAGGGUCUAGAAAGCUAUUAACAUAGCAGGGGAUAAGAAAAUUUUAAUUAAACAGAACUUGAAAUAAAGAAAGCUCUCUUUACAGGAAGUGUUUAUGGAAGGCUGUACAAGUCACAUGCAGGGAGGUGUGACUAGGGUUCAUAAACAAAGGGAUUUAACUCCUAAAUGGCAGAGGAUUGAGCAGUGAGGCUGCAGGGGCAUGUUCGAUACACCAAAACUGCUUCAUUAAGCUAAAGUUGUUCAGGUGACUAUAGUGUGCCUUUAAGCACAGAGGAAUUGUCUUGGGCCACACAUAAAAUCUAUCAUAUAAUGAAUUUAUAUAAUAAAUCUUAAAAACCCAUUUUAUAAAUCUUGUUUAGUAGAUAACUCCCUUAUUUGUUAUCCUUACGUGGUAUUGCCAUAUUUAAGGAUUCCAAAUUAGGGAGCUAUCUACUAAAUACAUACAUAUGCAUAUGCACACAUAACUAUAUAUAUAUAUAUAUAUAGUGGGGGCAGAGCUUGCAUCAGGGGUUUGGCUUAUGUGCCAGAGGCGGAGCUUGCGUGCAGGGGUGGAGCAUGGACACGGCAUUGCCGAGAAUGGUGAAGGGAGCCUCACAGUGUUCCCUCCAGCGGCCAGCACCGUAAAUGCGGCUUCAGCAGCCUCCAGCACCCCAUUCAUUAAUCCCCUCAGACUGACACAGGCUGUCACAGUCUGAGGGAAAAAUUAUUUAAAUGUCAUUUUUUCCUUUUGCACUGUCUGGACCAGUCCAGUCCAUCUCCACCCAGACUGCAACCGGGCCGCAUUGCUAGCUGUCCUGGGCUGCGGGUUGGACAUCCCUGUUCUAAACACUUACCACCUAGUAAGAUACAUACCUGAGAAUAGCCAAACAGCAUUAGGAAGAAUUGUAAGAAAUUGUAAUUCUUCCACCCUAUGCUUUCCCAUUAUAUCAGCUAUUUGCUUAACCCAAGGUGGAAACAGUGGAAGAGUACCGUCUACCUCCUCAGAAAAUGGAGUGUUUGCGACCAAAACCUUAAUGGCAGCAUUACAGCCCUCUUUCCCUCAACUUGCAAGUGUUGAUCGCACUAGUCUUGCCACAAAAGGGGAUAUUGUUGAUCUUUUGAGUGAUAUGAAUAAAUUAUAUCGCUGUAUUUAUUGAAGAGUUCCAGACAAUGACAGGGAGUAUGUGAGCUUUGGAAGAUAUUACUGCUAUGAGGGUCAUUAUGCAGAUAUCUGAUAGCAAGUUACAGAAUCUGAUGUACUCUCAUACAGCCCUAUCAUAAGAAUAGAUACUAUUGACUGUGCAUGCAGGCAAAAUAUAAAGCAUUGGUGGCUCAGUGGGGGUGGAAGAACUGCACCAUUGUCUGGAGGCUAUUUUCUACAAAUCUACCAAAGGUGGGUCCUAUUGGAUCCCCAAAACUUCCAGAAAAUGUCUCAAAGCGAUUAUUCGUUUUCAAAGUGCUGAUGGCUCUCAAAGGCAAGAUGACUAUCACUUGUAAGACCUGGUAAAGGUUCCAUUUAUCACUUGAAACAUUUAUGUGUUCUAUUUGAUUCAUAUUAGGAACGUUUGCUUCAUAAGACCUGUUUUUUUGGGGCUCAACAGGCUUUAAUAUAGUUAGUAAGAAUAGUCAUGUCUGAAUAGUCAUGUCUGAUUUUAUCCCUUUUUUAUGUGCAUUAAUUUAAAGUUGCUAAGUGUUCUUACUAAAUAUCUACUUCUCACAGCCUACAAUGUUGUGCUUGAUUCAUUAGGAGUUUUUACUUGCGGGGUCUGUUUCUAAGGUUGUUGUUUUUUUGUUUUGUUUUUUGGUGCCAUCUCUUGCACUACGUUCUGCUUUUAAUAGGACGUAUUUAGGACAUAUUAGUAUCAGGACAUGAAUGUUGACUGUGAAAUCUGCUCAAUCUGUUUUUAACGUCAAGCACUUAUGGAUAUUUUUAUUGUCUGCAAUAAAGAAAAUUACACACCAGUUAGCUCAAGGUUGUAAUGUUUAUUUUCUAUAUGUUGUACUACAAUGGUGGACCCAUUCCUUUUUUUUUUCUUCUUUUUUUUUAAACCAGCUCCCCAGCUUUUUAUUAAGAUGCCCUAAUCUUCUUUUGACAGAACGAUUAUAAAGAGCAGAACGGAAGGAGACUGCAUUAAUAGUAGUGCAACCAUGACUUUAAAGUUCUUAAAUCUUUACCGAGGAUCUUCAAAGGCUAGAAGUUCCUUCUUGUGUGUGCUGCCUUAAUUUGCCAAUAAACCUUGUCUAAAAUUGAUUGUUCCCCUUUCUUUGUUUGUAAUAAUUUAUUAAAUAGAGGCAAACGUUGUGCCUUUAUACUUUUUUUUUAAACAAUGUUUUCCUGUAGAAAGAAGAGGACACAUUACUAAUCAUAAAGCAUUACAUAUUGUUAAUUUGCAUCUUAUUUUAUAUUUUAGGAAAGUAUGCCGCAAACGCCAAUAUUUCCCAGCAUGCUCGGCUCCACCUGUAGUGGGCAGGUGCAGCCAGAAAUGGGGGAGCAGUGUGGGGAUCCGGUUUAUCAAGAUGGCAACCUGGUGUCUGGGUCCUUGGAAGCUUUAAUAGAACGUCUUGUGCCCACAGUGGAUUACUAUCCAGAUGUAAGUACAUUUUUGGAUAUGUAUCAUUUUUGUUUAAUGUUCUUUUUCCAUGUCUAAAUGCAGAGGCUUAAAGCCAAUUUAAAAUUAAAACGAGAGGUCCAAAUUUGUGAUAACUGGUUUGUCUCUUUAUGUUUUUUUUUUUUUCAAAAGUACUUGUGGGAUGUUUUGUAUUUUUUAAACAGUCCUAGCCUCCUUUCAGUAGUAGUUGCAAUUUCUUUUAAAAGCUGACGAAUUCCAGAAGCCUAUCAUUAAACGGUGACAUUCCUCAGUCAGUUAAGACUUUUGCUGGACACACAAAUGGCCAUAUAUUCUUGAAUGGUAAAGUUCUUCCAGAAACCAAUUUUAAAAAAAUAAGAAACUUUGAAGAAACCCGAUAUGUGUAUGGAUAUUUUCUUACGGAAGCUGAAUUCUGUUUGGAUAAAAGUUCCCCAAUGUUACUUGAGGUUGUGUCUGAAUGUAGUCUUCUGUCUGAAUACUGCAGUAACACUUGAAUAAUAGCCUCCUAUUAAUUGUAUUCUUCAGAGUACAUUAUAUCAUCUUUCUAGUGGCAUAAAUGAACAGGAACUAAACUGUAUAAUUACAUUGGAUGCUAUAAUUCCGAUCAUUCUGACUCUGGCCUAAGCUUUUACAGAACUAAACUUAUUUAUUAUCAUGUCUUGCAUUAGAACAUUGAGCACUGGGAAAUAAGCUACCCAGGCACAGAAGAAUCUAUUCAUCUAGGAGAGCCUUUCACUCCUAAUACUGUGUAGAGAACCCUGAGGUUAUAGUUUUCUAUUCUUAAGGAAACCCACAGUUAUUCACUGUCUCUGCUUCUAUGAGAAAUGCUACUUCACUGAGCCCUUUAUGUGGUUAUGGAGGACAUAUGCCACUGUAAGCCACAAAGUGGUAAAAUGUAAAUAGAUAGAGGAAGUGGGAAUUUAGAGUUGCUUACAUACUGAGAAUUCUGUCUCUUGACCCCUAAGGCCUGUCUCCCUAAACAAUGGAUCGUGCUGACUCCAGUACAGUGAUGGCCAAAAUAUCACACUUUAGCUGUUAAAACAGGUUUUCAUAAUCCUCAAUCAGCUUAAUGGACAUGAACAUUCCAUCUUUUGUGUACAUUUCCCACAAUGCACUGCUGCUUCAAUGGAUAGCAGUCAACCCAUGUUUUUAGACUUCUCAUGACACUAAGCCAGCUGAAUGGACAUGAUUCAAUGAGUUUUCAUGGAUGCCAUUUUUCAUGAAGCUCUGACAGCUGCACAGACAAUCAACUGUUAUACAUGAACUCCCUUUUCACUAAGACCUGUCAGCUGUGUGGAUAUGAAUCUACCAGAUUUGAGAACGGUUUCCCUGCUUAGAAGAUUUGCAUACACGGAUAGAUGUGCUCUAUAUAUUGGGCAUAUAUUUUUUCAGCUUUGAGGUUCACACAUUAAAUUUGAGUAGGGAAGAGUUAAUUAUUUCAAGCAAAAGCGGGAAACGGUACUAUAUCGAAACUCCUAGAGUAGAUCUGCAAAUUUAUUGACUCGUCUGAAAAGUAUUUAAACAUUGUUUUCUUCUCUACUCGCUGAGUUUGGCAAAAGAAUCCAUUAAUCUUUGAAAAUAAUUAUUUAUUUAAUUAACUGGCCAGCAUGAGCUCCAUCAUAACAGAAAUGUGUUAGGAUAAAAGUAUGGUUCAAAAAAGGAAUGAUUUGUCCUGGUAAUUAAAUAGCAGCCACUGUACAAGUUUAGCCAUACUGCCAAAUAGCUUCAUUCAAAUAUUUAUUAAUGAAGUUACUAGUUGAGGCUCAUGUGAGCUGCUACUGUGCAGGCUCUCUCAUACAAACCAACGUAAAUUGCUGAAUAGCAUAGUGUGCACACUCUGCAGAGAUUCUUUUUUGUGUGUGUAAAUCGUUGCAGCUAUGCUGUAUAGGAUAGUGACUGACGGUGUGUUGGAGCUCAUCGCAUUGUAACCAAUAUUUUGAGGACCUCUUUAUUUCAGAUAAAACAUCUUUAAUGUGUCAAUACCAUAAUCUUUUCUAAAGUUCUACCAAUGCUUUUGGCAUGGCAUGUGUGGCUGUUUAUUACAAGCGUGUUGAUGUUUUGGGAACAAAAUGUGCUCUCAUUCUAAACCCUGUUGUCUCAGAAAUUCCCAUAGAUGUAAAAGGUCAGUGAAACUUUGCUUCAGUUCAUGAGUACAUUCUUGUACUGCAGACUACAAUAUCCAUGUUUUUUAUGUUUUUAUUCUUCCGUCUUUUUUUUUUUUUUUCGCAUGUGAUUGAUUGUGUUGCUUGGAAACCGUUCUAAGAAAUUUAUGGAGGAUCCAACCUUUUUUUUUUUCCUUUUAAUAUGCGUUGGCAUCCGCUUCAGUGUAGCUGCAAAAGGACCUUUUAAUGUUGUUUAUUGUCAGCUGUAACUGCUGCAAACAGCAACACAAUGCCUUUUCUGUCCCUUUUUAUUAUUGCCUUGCUAAAUCAUAUGUUUGUUAGUACUGAGUGACAUCAACUGUUUGAAUGCGAAACACAUCAACACUGCCACUAUCUAGCAAGCUAAGGGAGUUUAUCAAAACAUCUGAAAACAGGUCUUGACAUCUUAUAUACCAAUUAAUAAAACAAUGUUUGAGGAUAUGCCAUUUUAUUUAUCAGGAAUGCUUUUUAACAAUGCACAUUUCAGGGUUGUAGUAAAUAGAAUGUUGCCCCCGAGCCCCCCUGUAGUCUAUCUUCUAGUUACACAACCCUGAUUUAUGUAUGUAUUAUAUAUUAUUAUCUUCAGCACCAACUAAUUCUGCUACGCUUCACAAUAUUAUAAAAGGAGGAAUUUUAACAAUAAAUGAGAAAAUUAAUUGAAUAAACUGGCAGAUAUAGUACCCCUGGAUUGACUGAAAAACAACCCAUCAGUUUGGCAAUCCUUUGGUGUGUGAAGGGUUUAUAUUAGAUAAAAUUUGAGUUCCAUUCUUUGAUUUAUUUAUGAAAGGAACCUGGCUGUUAAUGUGGGUAGUAGCUAGACAGCCUAAUUAAUAACGCAAGUUAGAAUUCUCAAAGGUAACUGUUUUCGCUUGGAAACAGGGGUUGGGAGGGCCAUACUCUGCAACACUAGUAAGAAAACCCAUUGUAAUCACUUGGGAGUGAGCUGAGCCAGGAUAUGUAGAGCUGACUGUGGGAAAAAGCAUUUUUAAGCAAACAAGUGAGAAGCAAACAUGAAGCAUAGCAAGGAGCCAAAGAAAAUUCAGACAGAAGUGGAUACAGACACGCCAACGUUAUCGCACACAUUUUGGAAAACAGUUCUUCCAUGUUAACUUACAGGUGUAAUGAAAGCAUGAUUUUAUUUGUAGAAGAUAAUCUUAUCUUCAAAGGUAUUACAAAUGUUAAGGAAAUAUAAGGCAUAUUUAGGGCUUUAAUUUUGCUUUUAGACUGUUUAUAUUUAAGCGUAGGCUCUAGCAGGUGACCUGUCAGGUGUAAAGGCCUAUAAAGCUUGCAGAUGCUGGUGCAUAACAUGGGUGGAAGAAGGACUGCAGCUAAAUUACAUUUACUUUUAAGUUACCCAGCUUUUAAUGUGUCUCUUGGUGCAUUGCAUAGUGGGUCUGUUUGCAGAUGCAAACAAAAUGCUCCCGCACUACACACACAAGGAAAGAAUUGGCACUGACCGUCUAGAACAGGGAUUCCCAAAAGGUAGAUCCCCAAAUGUUUUAAAACUACAGCUUCCACAAUGGUUUGUCUUUCUAAAAUAAUUCCAAAGAUAUGCAAAGCAUCAAGGGAAUUGUAUUUCUAAGACAUCUGGGGAUCUACCUUUUUGGCACCCCUGGUCUAGGACUAAGUGUGCUGGAUUGACAGCUGUAGUGGGCUCAGUUUGUAAAUUGCUGCCACUAUAGUCCACUUGCAAGCAGAGAGAGUGCAAAGUGCUUAUGGUGCUUAAGCUAACCCUUUCAUACCCAGGAUCAAUAACUUUAAAAAAAAAUGAGUUUUCACAUUGUAAUUUUAUGCAAGAUUACCAUAGAAAUGUGCCUUUGCUUCAAACUGUUUGCUAAAUAUUGUAGUACGUGUUUCAUAUUUCAGUGUGGGAAUGUUCAAAACAAUAAUCAGUAGAUGUUUUCACUUGACUAUAAUAUUGUAUGAUAGCAAUAAUACAGUACCAUAAUCAUUGGUUUGCUGUUUAAAUUUAUUGUCCUAUUGGUAUUUCUGGACUAUGUCCUUCCACUGAAAAGCUAGUGAAUGACAAACUAGAGAUUAUACAGAAUUUCUAUAGAGUGUAAUUUACAGAAAAUAUCCCACACUUGUUUAUUCUAUACAGUUAAAUUUGUAAACACCGUUAUGGAUUAGAAAUGAAUCGGAUAAUUAUUUCUUUGCGAUGCUUUAAGCUGCAAAAUGUGUACUGAGCCUGAACAUAUUUUUGUGCAGUGUUACAAGGUUAUAAUUAUCAUUUGUUUAAAAAGCGGCAAUUUAUUAUGCGACCGUGCCAGAUUGAAGUCAUACUAACAAAUCAUUGGUAACAUUGCUGCUGUAGAAAAAUGAAAAGAGAAAUUGAGGCCCUGAGACUACACAUUUUCCAAAACAGAGUAAAUUAAAUGGUUACUUUCGGCAUGUCACAGAUUUACAUUAUUGCAAAGUUAAAAAAACGAAACAAAAAGUUACUUGCGCACUAUCCCAAAUCCCUAUGCACAUUUAAAUAACUGGAGGUUUUUUUUUAGUAUCACUCCAAUGGCCAUUCAAGUGUAAGCUCACCUGCCACAGCAAGGCAAACUAGCAGGAGUGGGAGUUUGAACGCAGGGCUUAAUUUUGUAUGUUUGUAUUUGCUUUUGUUCUACACAGUCUUGUUACAGUUCUGCCACCCUCCCCCAUGUGUUCCCUUUAAAGGACCACUCUAGGCACCCAGACCACUUCAGCUUAAUGAAGUGGUCUGGGUGCCUGGUCCUUCUAGGGUUAACCCAUUUUUUUAUAAACAUAGCAGUUUCAGAGAAACUGCUAUGUUUAUUAAUGGGUUAAGCCUUCCCCCAAAGCCUCUAGUGGCUGUCUCAUUGACAGCCACUAGAGGCGCUUGCGUGUUUCUCACUGUGAUUUUCACAGUGAGAGCACGCCAGCGUCCAUAGGAAAGCAUUGUAAAUGCUUUCCUAUGAGACCGGCUGAAUGCGCGCGCAGCUCUUGCCGCGCGUGCGCAUUCAGCCGGCGGGGCGUAACGGAGGCGGAGAGGAGGAGGAGAGCUCUCCGCCCAGCGCUGGAAAAAGGUAAGUUUUUACCCCUUUCCCCCUUCCAGAGCCGGGCGGGAGAGGGUCCCUGAGGGUGGGGGCACCCUCAGGGCACUAUAGUGCCAGGAAAACGAGUAUGUUUUCCUGGCACUAUAGUGGUCCUUUAACCCCUUAAGGACCAAACUUCUGAAAUAAAAGGGAAUCAUGACCUGUCACAACUUGUUUUCCUGGCACUAUAUAAUCCUUAGGUCCCCCCCACCCUCAGGCAGGAGCGUUUUAGCCACGAGGCAAACAAGGCAUUUGCCUUGGGCGGCAUUUUCCAGGGGACGGCAAAAAAGCCGCCCCUAAAUGCCCAGGGCAAAUGCCUUGUUAGCCUUGUGGCUAACUGACAUACCGGGCGGGCACGCGGCUGGCGAGGGAGCACUUCCUCUGAGCUGUCUGCUCAGCUCCCUCGCGCGCCACAUAGUGAGGCUGGGAGCCGGAAUAUGACGUCAUAUUCCGGCUCCCAGCUUCACUCUGCAGCCGCGAGGGAGCUGAGCAGACAGCUCAGGGGAAGUGCUCCCUCGCCCCUCCCCCCCAGCAUUCCCAAAGGUAAGGAUGCCGUGGGGGGUGGUUUAAAUAAAUUAAAAAAAAUAUGUUAAUGUGAGUGAGUGUGUGUAUAUGUCUGUUAGUGUGUGUGUGUCUGUUAGUGUGUGUGUGUCUGUUAGUGUGUGUGUGUCUGUUAGUGUGUGUGUGUCUGUUAGUGUGUGUCUGUUAAUGAGUGAGUGUUUGUCUGUGAGUGUGUGUGUGUUUCUGUUAGCUAGUGUAUGUGUAUCUGUCAGUGAAUGUGUGUGUGUGUAUUUUAGAAGGUUGGGUGGGGGUGGCACGGGGGAGAGGGUGCGCCUGAGUUUUGUCCUGCCUAGGGCAGCACAAAACCAGGAUACACCACUGCCCUCAGGGCCCUCCUUAAUCUUAAUCCAGUGCCAGACUCCCUCUGCGCUGGUGCCCUCUCCUUCCCCUCCGACUUCCGCUCCCAAGUAGAGCCAGAUGCGCAUGCGCGGCCAGAGCCGCGCGCAUUCAAACCGCCAAUAGGAAAACAUUACUCAAUGCUUUCCUAUGGACGUUCUAUAUGCUCAAUGCGAAGACCGCCACUAGACGCUGGAUUAACCCUGCAAUGUAAACAUAGCAGUUUUUCUGAAACUGCUAUGUUUACAGCUGCAGGGUUAAAACCUGGGGGACCUGGCACCCAGACCACUUCAUUCAGCUGAUGUGGUCUGGGUGACUAUAGUGGUCCUUUAAGGGUUAAUAAGUGUGUUGGAGUUUAGAAAAAUACCCCUAAGAGGUAAUGCGCCAUAGGCUGUCUGAUACCAGCUCGCUGUGCGUGCUGGUGUCAGAUGCAGGUUUUGCACAGAAUCGAUAUAAACUUGCCCAGGAACUCUUAUUGAGCACUUUAGUAAUUGAAGUAACCAUUUAACUUCAGUUGUGCUACACACACAGCUUGGGCUUAGGUUUUUCUUCAAAACACUAUACGGGGAACCAAGCUAUAUUCAAACUGAUUGGUUGAAUGAAACUACUCUGAAGUCUGAUGACACCCAUACCACAACUGCUAUGUGAUGUUUGGAACUGAGUGAUAUACAACAUAUCCCUGAUAACAGAGGUUUUUAGGAUAAGAACAGACUCCAUAAUGAGAUUCUCCAGAUUGGAAGUCUCUUCGUGGCAAGCAGACCCUCUAUACUGUGUAUUCAUAAAGAAGUAAGCUAUUAAGUAUAUUUACAUUUUUAUUGCAUUAUUGUUUUAUUCAUUAUUUAUACAAUAUAUUAAAAAUCAGGGAUAAUUGCAUUCCUUUCCCUUUAACGUAUCUAUAACUUUCAAUUUAAAUACUUUGAAGCCAGAAGUUUUUUUUUUUUGUUGGUUCAUUCCGGUCUGAAAUAAGUCUACUGAUAAAUUUGAAUGACUAGUUUCAAAUAUGGAAGGAAUAAAUUGUUGACUUUAUGUGUUUCCCACAGAGGACCUACAUCUUUACUUUUUUGCUGAGCUCCCGCGUCUUCAUCCAUCCUCAUGAAAUCCUCGCUAAAGUGGGACAUAUCUGUAUCAAACAGAAGCAGCAGCUGGAAGCAGGAGCAGAGGCUGAUAAGGUAAAGGAAGCAGAGAUAGAAUGGUAAUGCUAAGCUUUAGUGGAAUCCCAUUUUUUAUUGUAAAGUUUCACCUCUCCCUGCUCUAAUCAUCGUAUACUCUCAUAUUCUUCCUCCUUCUCUCCAAAAUCGUAACCCCUCUCCCUGUUUGUUUCUCUGAUCGGUUCGCUUUUGUGAAUUUUUUUUUUAUUUUUUUUUUAUGCCUUUUUACUGUGUGUUCCUUUAGUUUGUAUUUUAUCAUAAUCUGCUAGAAUGUAGUGUUAACCGUGUGGAGUUCACCAAAGUAACAUCAUUUUAAACCAAAUGCAAGUUAAAGAGGAACUGUUAGGUUGAAGAUUGGGGUAAUUUUGAAUACUGCACAGCAAAUGAUCUAUUACACAUAUUUACCCAUUUCUUUUAUUUAGAAUUCUUUUAGAUUCUAGACCUAGAGCAAUGUGUAUCACUUUUCAAUAUGUAACAUUCACAGUGAACAAUCUGAAGGUCCCUUUUUAGCAAUUAUUAGCUUCUUUUCACAGUAUGUUGCUUAUAUAACGUAUCUCACAUGACAAAAACAUGACAUUAUGUGUUUUUCAAAUCUAUUAGUGAGGUUUAAUAAAGCUUCCGUAUUUACUACCAAACAUAAGCUUUUAGUACAGCUAUUGCCACCAACAUAUGCCAUAGAACCCACAGCUAGAUAGUUAGCUGUUUGACAUUCUGCCAUGUAUUGUUUGAGCUUGUGUGUGUGGUUUGUAUAUAUAAAUAUAAAAGGCAGCACUAUGCAGCAGUCUAGCGCGUGCAUUAAGGGGGGCUAUGAUAUACAAAAAGUCUGAUCUCCGCUUUUUGAAGUCAGGUAUCACACCUAAACAUCAGCCAGCUUAAUCAGACUGUAAGGACAUUUAAUUUUUGCAUGGUGUUCACAGUUGUGCUACAUCUGUGUACUCUCAAUGCUCUUCAUUAUCACAGUGAUUUAUUUUAUUUUUUUUACUGCAAGGUUAAAUGCUUACUGGUAGCGCUUUUCUCCAGAUAACACCAAGGACCCCAAAAUCUUUGCCUAAGUCUCAUAAGCCGUUUAGUGCUUGACAUUUUAUGUUCACAGCGUUCUCUGCAUAAACAAACAGCGCACUCCCCUCCCUUUUCAAAAGUGAAGUUCUUCCCUUGGCUCUGUGCCUAGACAGCAAAUCACAUACAGACACACUUGGCAUUCCUCAUGUCUUUUAUGGGACGUAAGGGGUGUACAGUCUGUGCAGUGCUAAGUCAGCUUCUGUAUAUCCCUCUGAAAGCUGCAAACUCAAAAAUGAAUCCAUUAAUUAUUUCUGAAUUAUCUCUUACAAAAGUGUAAUAAACAUUGUCCCUCUGAUGUCAAAUCAUUUUAAAAUUCUCUUUUCAUAUUACCCUCUUCCUUUGUCAUCACUGAUUAGGCAGGCAAUUAAAAUUAGUAUGGAACUUGUGACGAUUAGGAAAGUUUCCACCAUACGAAAGAGAAAGUGUCCGUUCCCCUGCAUGAACUGUAUAUGUCUUGUGAUACUCACAAUCUGCAUUGUGAUGUGUAAUCUAAUGGAGAGUUAAGGGGGAGCCCUUUAGUGACUUCUACUUGUGGCAAAGCCUCUCACACAGGCCGAUACAGGAAGCAACAUACACUUCUUGUGUUGUAAUCUACCUACACUUCCUUCUUGGAAUAACUGAGUGAAGUGCAGACCAACAUUUGCUAUCAUAUGGUUUUUGUCACUUUUUUUUUCUGUGUGACACAUAUCCGUAAAGAAACCACAGUUAAAUGUUAGAUGCUGUCACUCUAAAAUCACCUUCGAGAUUGUAGAAAGCACUGAAUGUUUUCUGUUUUACAAUGUAUUUGCAUACCUUGGAUCCCCUAGCUUUUUAUUAAAAAAUCGGGGUGAAUGUGCACAGCUCAGGGUCAUAUAGUAAUACAAGCAACUCUUCAGGUAGAUCACCCAUAAAAGUGAGUAUCUGCUAAACACACAGAUACCUACAUCUUACUAACUCAUACGUAAAAUAUGUUGUAUAUCUUUUUGACAUCAUAAAACAAAUGUAGCUACACACUCUUUCUCACUCAAACAGCACUGGAGAGUCACCUGUGGUCCCCAAAUAGAUGAUUUGACUAUGACUGAAAUGGUUAAAACCCUGUGUUAACAUAUUAAGUCGUUUAUUUUUAUUAGAAUAUAAAUAAUGAGCUGGAUUGGGGGCUUCCUUAUCUAAAAUACCAUCAUGAAUCUGUUUAGCAACCAUUUUACUGAGUGUGUCCUGUAGAUAUAAAGGGAGGGAAGUCCCCUGGAUGCACAGUGAGAGAUAGAUGUAUUUUUUAAAUCCAGAUAUCAGAAAAGUGAUGCACAGGCAAUAAUACACUGAUUAUCAAUUACACCGUAGAUGCUGCAAACUUGUAGCUCAGUAGGAUCGCUUCAGAUAUGACUUAGCCCUAAGUGUUGCCUAUGCAGCUAUAACAGUCUCAUACUUGCCGUGGAAGAUUUACCCUUAGAUUCUUGGAUUUAUUUCCAAGCUGGUCACAAUAUCAUUUAAUAAGGUCCAGUAAACAAAGUCUGAUACAGAUGGCAUUAAAAUUAAUUCCAAAUAUAUAUUUUGGGAUUAAGAUGUUUGUGGGGUUUUUUUGGGUUAGGGAAGUGCCUAAUGGGGCUUAUCUUGCAUGUCUGAAAACCGCUUAUUACAACAUAUCUUGCUUAAUUUUCCAGGCCAAACUCAAGUAUUUUGCUGCAAAAAUUAUCCAAUUGCUAAGGGAGUGGACGGAAACUUUCCCCUUUGACUUCCAAGAUGAAAGGGCCAGAAAAGAGUUGAAGGAGAUUGCACAGAGGAUUACCCAAUGUGAUGAGGUGAGAAGAACAGAUUUUGUAUUAUUUUGUACCUUGGGAUGUGACUGGUUUAUCUCUAAACAUGUGUCCACUCAAAACAUAUCACACACCUGCACAAAUAGUGGAACAGGAUCAGAUGGAUUUUAAGAUUUGGCAGGUGUGGUUUGCCUUUUGUGUUGAUAAAAAUGGUGACGUUUUAUGGGUUUUCAAUAUGAGCUCUGCAUGACUUUUACAUUUCUAGCAGUGAAAGGAGUGGUACAAUACUGUCCAAGAUAAUAUGGAUAACUUUCCUAACCUACAUGAGCAUACGAUCAUUUCACAUACAGAUCCUAUGGAUCCUCCACCAUGUGUGCAUGCGCAACAUGUCUAAACACAAACCAGGAUGGACACCAAAUGUACUGCCAAUAUAAAUGCAACUGUAUUUACAAAGCAAUAUAACAAUACAUUAAUCAAACAUAUAAAAGGACAAACAAAAAGUUUUAUAAGGCUAGAAUUUAACAUUAACAUUUAAACAUACAGUAUACACAUUUACAUCAAUAGCCUACCAGAGCAGGACAAAAGUCACAAACAAACAAACAACGUUUUGGCAAGCCACGGUGCCUUUCUCACCUACAACAUGGCUACGCAAUGCUUCACAGGUCAGCAGAGUUCAAUUUGGAUCCUGGUUUCUGACUAGUUACUCCUAGUAAUUGGCACAGAUAAUCAAAAUUGCAUAUUUUAAAACUAUAUGCUUGUGCAGCUGAACAUAUUUUGUACAUUUGGUGUCCCACAUUAUAUAUAUAUAUAUAUAUAUAUAUAUAUAUAUAUGUCAGUAAAUGUCAUAACACACCUGAGUGUAGUUUAAAUUACAUCAUUCAAUUAGCAGUAGUAUCAAGGCAGUGCAAACAUUUGAGGUUACUGUGUUUACAGAAAUAUCCUGAGUAUGUCAGUAGAUUUCAGUGGUAAUCUGAUUUGACUAAAAAACUAUUUUUAUAUUUAACAGUUAAUAGUAUCUACAUCUACUAACAACCAUGGAUUUAUAGGUGUGUAUAUAUAAUCCUCUGACUUGUAGAGAAGGUCGGUAUAAAAUCGAUCUAUCGUCUUUUUAAUAUAUCAUCACAAAUCUCUAAAAUGGAUGCAUUUUUAAGUCUAUAACUGUGUCCAAGUUCUUUAUUGAAGCUGACAUCUAAUCAGUCGAAGAGAAGAGGCAUUUAAUGGGUUAAUCAAACCAUACACCAGCGUGGCACUACGACACCUACAGUAUCAAUCAGAGAAAUUAGAGAACAGUGUAGUUUCUGAUGCAAAAAGACAGAUAAUAUCCUGCAAUUAGAUUGCAUUUCGGUUGUCUGACUAUUUUCUUGCUUGCCUACACGAGGCAGACCGUAAGAAAGAAGCUUUUGUAAUGUGUUAGGAGAGCUUGAUUCACAGAGAAAGAGCUGUCUCUGGACAUCAUCAUUCUGCCAUCUGCCCCUGAGACUGAAUGAGCCACAGAACAUGAAGUACACUCUGCUAAUAAACAAUGAAAUAAUUUGUAUGCAGCAGCCAUGUUGGCUCACUUCACAGAAUGAUAAGCUUGUUGAGAAAUGGAAAGAACUAAUCAGCACCUUGCUCUAGAAAAUCAGACACAUGUUGGUAGGAUUUAUAUAUUCUAUUAUCAUUAUUAGUAGUGCAUUGAUUAAUAUAUAAUUAUUUAGUGCUGCUUUGUUAACCACGCCGUGCGUUUUGCCUGUGUAUCCUGCAUUUGAAGGGCUGAUUGCCUGAUUUGCUAGAUAUUAUAAAACUGCUCUAAAAUUUUGUAAAAAAACAUUACUGGAAAAAUUAUAGCUUUGGUGGUACCAGCAGAUAUACUGCCUAAGCUAUCGCCACCUAUCUACUUGCUACUUGGAUACAAAUGUGUCCAUAAUGUUGUAGGUUAUACUUUUAGUGUUAAUGCCCAUUGUUCAGCGCCAUGGAAUUUGCUGGCACUAUAUAUAUAAUAAUAAUAAUAAUAAUAAUGGUGACAAAAAGAUCUGUAAUUUAGGUACAUGUGUUUGUACAUUUUAGACAAGGAUGUAUAUUGUGAAACUAUACAUUUAAAUGCUCAAAUAAUCGAGUUGAGGGCUUUAUGAUCUAUGAUAUUUUGCACCAUCUUGAAUCGGUGGUUUCUGCAGCACAUCUUAUUGCCUGUUGGAACAGGAUAACUACAGUUUAUACACAAUGUACAUUUUUCCAUAGUCAUGAUUAUUUAUUGUGAAAUGAUUUUUUUUUUUUCUUUUAAGGAGAAUGGUACCAUCAAGAAGAGCAUUAGUCAGAUGACUCAGAAUGUGUUGCUCGCCCUAUCCACACGUGGUCAGUAUCAGGAAAUUCGAGAGAAGAUUCGUCAGCCUGUGGCCGAUAAAGGAACUAUCCUGAAGACAAAACCCCAGCCAUCCCAGAAGGAUAUACUAAGUGUGUGUGCAGAUCCACUAGUCCUAGCCCAACAGCUCACUACUAUUGAACUGGUGAGAAUCUCUACGUGUCUCUAAUGUCUGAUGCCUUGAUGGGAUUGACCCGGUUUCUUCCUAUGAUGUAACAGUUGUAACUGAUGUGUAAGCAUAAUACAUUGUAAAUCGUUGCUCAUUUUUUCCUGAUAAUUGUUUGAGGCAAGUGAAGCGCUGUGUGAUCCUGAAAGCCGUUUCAUCAGUGUUUGUAUAAAUGUCAUUGAAUGAUAUGAUAACGGAGAUCUUCUUUGCAGGAACGACUAGGAAACAUUUAUCCUGAAGAUCUAAUGCAGGUCAUUAGUCACAUGGACUGCUUGGACAACCACAAGGUAGAAGUUCUUCUAAUGACUAUUUGGGAAUGCAUUGAAAAUACAUUAACAGUUUCCAAAGUGUAAUAAAUUUAGAGAAACAUCUAAGCAUUGUCUGUCAUUUCAUGUUACCCAUUAAUUGCUUGUUUUCCAUAAUUAUCAAGAUUACAUUGUGUUCCAUAGCAUAACAUUUCUUCAUUAACAAAUGCUUGUAGUUUCUUGCAAUUUCUUAAAACAACGAAUCCAUGUGGAAUGCUAACACCUUACACAGACUAGUUCAGAACAUUCUUUCUCUUUUCUCCAAUAGUGCCGUAGUGAUGUCACCAAGACCUAUAACCUAGAAGCGUAUGACAACUGGUUUAACUGCCUCAGUAUGCUGGUGGCUACAGAGAUCUGCAGGGUAAGAUCUUUAUGCAGAACACAAGAGUAUAAUUAUCUUUUUUGGCCUUAGUACACUAAAAUUUUGGCACCUGUAAUGACUGGUUUUGAAGUGACACCGUGGACUUCUACUAUGAAAGAGAAACUACUAGAAAAAUGCUAAAAAACAAACAAAAAAAAACCUAAAGAUAUCUGUAGUAAAUGCUUUGAUCUCAUUGUACAGUGCUACGGAAUCUGAUGGUGCUAUAUAAAUAAUAAAAUAAUUAAUAAUAAUGAAAAAGCAAGUAUCAUCAUCAGAUAUAAUGGCAUUCUAAGAGUCAGUUUAAGUAUUGUCAUGGAACAAAAUGCCUUUUUCGUGAUUGAAGAUCUCUGCUACCAGAUUUAAGGCACUUUGUCACUUUUCAGAAGAUUUUUUUGAAAAUUCCAAUGCAAUUAAAAGAUGUUUACAAGACAAAGCAGGGAAUACAUUGUCUCAUGUAAUAUCCAAUGUUUGGCAAAAGCCAGAAAAGGAACCAAAAGCUGGUGGGAACAGACAUGCUCUCACACGAUGCGCAAUUAAUGCCCAUAAUACCUUAUUGCAUAUGUGUGAGAUUAUUACAUAGUUACAUAGCUGAAAAGAGACUUGCGUCCAUCAAGUUCAGCCUUCCUCACAUUCGUUUUUUGCUAUUGAUUCAAAAGAAGGCACUUACAAUUUUUUGGGGGGGAUGGUUGGUAUUGUCCCGGAUUUAUUUGUAUAAUGUUUGUAUAAUGUUAUCAUAUCCCCUCUCAGGCGACGUUUUUCUAAACUAAAGAGGUUUAAAUUUGUUAACCUUUCUUCAUAGCUGAUAUGUUCCAUUCCUUUUAUUAAGUUUGUAGGUUGCCUCUGCACUUUUUUUAGUGUCAUAAUAUCCUUCUUUAGAACAGGUGCCCAAAAUUGCACAGCAUAUUCAAGAUGUGGUCUUACCAGUGAUUUAUAAAGAGACAAAAUAUUAUUCUCAUCCUGAGAAUGAAUGCCAUUUUUCAUGCAUGAUAAUACCUUACUGGCCUUGGCCACUGCUGAUUGACAUUGCACAUAGUUUGUUGUCUAUAAUAAUUCCCAUUAUCUAUGGAAGAUCUUGAUGGAUCCUCCAUAGACUAACUUUGUACUCCUGUGCAUGUGCAGGAAAUGCAGAGACCCCACAAAAACCAGCCAUUUAAAGUCUGUUAAAUGUAACUUCAUUCUAUUGCUAGAGGGCAGAGCAACAUAAUAGUACUGACACUCAAAUGUUUAAACAUUUAAUGGUUUAAAGCCUUAUAACUGUAACAUGCACUGAGAAUCUUUAGGAAAUGCCCUAGUGACUGAGCUAGUACAAAUCAUAACUGGUAACCUACAUGUUCUUUAGGAUAGAGCUUCUGCCUUGAAACAUAAGCCCACUGCUCUUAUACAAAGAACGGCUGCAGAAUUCGACAGUGUUUGUGGCAGACUAGUGUUGAAUACAGUUUCCUUUUUACAGGCAAUUCAGUUUGCUCAGCAGUCAACUAAAUGCAUGUUGCUAAAAAUGAGGAAAUGUAAAUACAUAAUGCGUGAACUUUCUAAGAAAAAGCAUUCUAUUUCUCAGGAGGUGUGAUCUCAAAUUGCAUGACUCUAAAUGAAGAUUUAUGUAGAGUAGAAUUUCUACCCUUGUGUUUGAAAACUGGAUUAUAACACAUACUUUGCCAAUACUUAGAUAUCAGAAGAAUGUGAAUGUGGGUAUUACUGGCACCAAUCGUUAUGUGCGGAGAUAUUGGAAUCUGUAUUGGAUAGAGCCAUUGUUACACUGUUGGCAUAAAUUCCAAGUAUGCGCUUCCAAAGGUCAAAUUCUGCCUGAGUUUCUCUGACUUUAAGGAUUUGGGUUUAUUCAUAGGACAUCAUUAUCCUCUAUGCAUAUCUGUGUAUACCCACAGGGGACACUUGGAGUGAGAUAUUGGAAUGUCUUUGAAAGCAUUUGUAACCCACCAGCAAGAUGAAAAAGUUUAUUAUACAACAUUUUUCUGUUCCUGAAAGUACCCUAUGUACUCGGGAUGAAGCAGAUUGUCAACCAAUUGAGAUAUUAUUUGUGUAUUUUAUAGCGCCCAUCUUGUAUCUUUCCUGACAGGUGGUGAAAAAAAAACAGAGGACCAGAGUAAUGGAAUUCUUCAUUGAUGUGGCGAGAGAAUGCUUCAACAUCGGCAAUUUCAACUCCAUGAUGGCCAUCAUAUGUAAGCAAACAUAUUUUAUGAUAUGAUAUUACAAACAGCCAACUUUACAUUUUAAGAGCAAUAAACUAAUUCAAAGAAGUAGCUAGAGAAGCAUUUUGUUGUAGUAGACUUAUUACACUCUGCACUCGGAGCAUAUAUUUCAUAUCUGAGAUCUGAGGAGAGCAUGUGAUUGUGGACAACCUGGAAUGGCUGGGAAAAGGACUGGAAUCGUUCCUUGUUUUGUUCAAUAUUUAGACAUUUCUAUUAUUGUCCUGCAGCUAUUUCAACAGCUAUUAUUCUACAGACAUGUUACACUACUGCUCUAAUAAUUAUCAAACCAAACAUUGUACCAUAAAUCCAGGGCUGCCAUCAGAAAUUUUGGGGCCCCUGACACAGCUCAAGGUCUGGGCCCCCCGGUGCCUGCACCCGAGUCUGCCCAAAGUGCUGCCCCCCCCUGAGUCCGCCCACAGGGAUGCAGUGUCUGUACUGAUUCUGGUGUGUGUUUAACGGAUGCAGUGUGUCUAGUGGAUGCAGAUUGUACAUUUGUGUAAUGUAUGAGGUGUAUAUUAGAUGCAGAGUGUGUAUGUGUGUUUGUGUAGUGGAUGUAGUGUUUGUGUGUAUUAAAUUAAGUGUGUGUGUAAAUGUUAGUGUAUAGUGUGUGUAAAUGUUAGUAAAUAGUGUGUGUAAAUGUGUUGGUGAAAAAUGUGUGUAAAUGUUAGUGUAUAGUGUGUGAAUGUUAGUGUAUAGUGUGUGUAAAUGUUGGUGAAAAGUGUGUGUAAAUGUUAGUGUAUAGUGUGUGUAAAUGUUGGUGUAUAGUGUGUAAAUGUUAGUGUAUAGUGUGUGUAAAUGUAUGGGGCUGCAAAAUGUGGGGGGAAAAGCCUACAGUUUUUUUUUUUUUCCAUCCAUUAAUUGUAUUGUUUUUUUCCCCCCUCCCUGUAUCUCACCUGUGGCCAUGGAGGGGGGAGAUCACAUUGGCUGGAGCUGGAGGUCCUGAGGAAUGGUGCAGCCCCCGCUACCUGUAUUCUGCAGGGGGCCCAGCACACUUGAAAUAUACUGCCCAGAUGCUCUGCUCUGUCGAAGUCUUGCGAGCCGUGUGGAGCAUUGCCAUGGCAAUGCGCUGACGAUCGCAUCGCUCACGAGACUUCGACAGAGCAGAGCAUCUGGGCAGUAUAUUUCAAGUGUGCUGGGCCCCCUGCAGAAUACAGGUAGCAGGGGGGGCCUGCAGUGCACACAUAUAUAGCGUUAAUUGCUAUAUAUGUGUGCACAUAGCUAAUGUGGGCAGUGGCGUACACACAACCCAUGGGGCCCCGGUGCGAAAACUGAUCCGUGCCCCCCCCAUGCGCUUACUCUGCGCGGGCUGGGCCGCAACACAUGGCGGCGGGCACCGGGUCGCAGGGCUGCGACCCCUGCAACUGUGGUAUGUACGCCAAUGCAUGCAGAUACACUUAAAGGACCACUACAGACACCCAGAUCACAUCAGCUCAAUGAAGUGGUCUGGGUGCCAGGUCCCUCUAGUUUUAACCCUGCAGCUGAAAACAUAGCAGUUUCAGAGAAACUCAAGCAAGGUUUGGGAACCUCAUAGAACCCCUCCAGAACCCUUCCAUUGUAAAUAACAGAGUGUAGAAUAAGGAGCCACUGAUUUUAAACUGCAGUGAAUAAUGAAUUUUUACACUUCAACCAGAAUACCAUUAGUUUCAAUUCUUAACUCUCUGUUAAAACUUGUGACUUCUUACUUUAAUCACAAACAUCCAGUAUUUGCUACAUAAGAAGAUUAUUGGUCUAAAGUCCUUAUUGUCAUUCCCCUUAGUUCCAAAGCAAAUUAGGGAGUCCCAAGUUAUUUGGCUGGUCAUUCUGAACUACGAUUUCAUAAUGCAGACUUUGUUUGUUAUUGAGUUACAUUUUACACUGGCAUUUAUAUUGCCAUUCUUAAUUUUUUUUUACAUUGUCUUGAUUAUUUCCUCUGGGUUUUAUUCCCCUCUAUCACCUGUUAUAUUUUUUUACAUUUUCUUUUCUAUUCCUACGUCUUCCUCUCCCAUCCAUUAUUUCAUGCUAACAAAAACCUAGGAUCCUUUUUUCUGUUUUUGUAUUCUUCAUAUUUCACUAAAUACACAAAGCCUUGUGCUUUUACGCAACGAUUGAUUUUGCUUAUUGCACAGUACGUUCCUUUCGUGUGAAAAAUACACCUGUAGAAUCUGCUGACUCAUGUUGUUUAGUGUUGGGUGACGUCUGUUCCAUAGUAUACAAUGUACUAACUGAAAACUAUUUACAUAAGGUUGUACAUACCUAGGAGGAUUUUUUUAUUUGUUUUCUUUCAAGUGGUAAUAGCCACAUCAUCGAAACGCAUACGAUCGUUAUAACAAAAAUGUAAUAUUUAUUUAAUCGGUGUACCUGUAGAGACAAGAUACUGCCAUACAAUCUUUAUAAUGGAAAUUUCAUAUUUAUUUAAUCGGGGUACCUGUAGAGAAAAGAUACGGCCAUACAAUCUUUAUAAUGGAAAUUUCAUAUUUAUUUAAUCGGGGUACCUGUCGAGACAAGAUACGGCCAUACAAUCUUUUUAAAGCAGUUAGUCUCGGUCACCUGUAGAGAAUAUAAUAAAACAUUUACGAGAUAUACCUUGGGAUAGAAGCUAGGUGCGGUAGGAUACCAAAUUGCCUUUUAAUGGCUUAUUAUAUUUUUCUUGCAAGAAAUGCAAAAUCAUGUAAUUUUUAUUUAUUUUUUUCAUAGCUGGGAUGAACCUCAGUCCUGUCGCUAGGCUAAAGAAAACAUGGUCCAAAGUAAAAACAGCCAAAUUUGAUGUUUUGGAGGUAAGGUUAGCAUCAAAACAGCCAUUGUUUUUUGUUUAUUUGAGAUAUGAUUAUGAACAUAUAAACACCAUCUGGCAGAACCCAAAAUAGCAACUUUGUUAUUGGUACCAGUGUUGUGCUUAUAUUUAGAGAAAUUGUACACAUAAUUGUAGCUAUGUGGCAGUGUUUGUAUGAAAGUGUAACAAGCGCUGUGAUAAGCAGAUAUAUUUGUGUGUUUUUUUGUGUGUUUUUUUUUUAAUCAUUUCCUUUAAUGUUUCCUGAAAUGUUAUGUUUUCAAAUCUAAGAGAAUUUAUACUGCAUGCAGAAUUCAGAAUAAUCAAUUACAAAAUCUAAAGGAACAUCUAUCCCACUAUAUAUACUAGUAUAUCAAAUCAGUGACCAACCUUUAUCCCCGAGUUCAUAACUGAACUGAUUGUAUACACUUGCAUUAUGUCAAGUCUAGCCAUGUUAAUAGCGGAUCCUUCUGACCUUGUCACUUCUCAUUAUGGUACUUGUUAAGAGAAUGUGACCCUACUCUAAGAGAGACCGUAGCUGUAAUCAUGUUUCCUGGUGUAAAUUGAGCCGAGCAAAAGCCCCAUCUAGUGUCUAACUAUAUGAUUACAUUUUAAUAUUGGAUUGUUUUUCUUUAUAUAAAACAUGAUGCUGUUGACACAAUACUCAUAAAAUAUAUUUGCAGGAGACAUUAAAAUGCUUGUUGAGAUGUAAAGGUUUAUCAUCUAAUGUCAGACUGUGUGUAUGAGUGAUGAAAUGUAAAACAAAUUAUUUUUUGUUUUUGUUUUAAGAAUAAAUAUAUGAUUUAGUAUUGUGGGGACAGUGAUACUGAUGGCUGUUUAACUGGCGGUUGUAUUUUAUAGCAUCACAUGGACCCAUCAAGCAACUUCUGUAAUUAUCGUACAGCUCUGCAGGGGGCAACACAGAGAUCCCAAAGUGCCAAUAGCAGUCGCGAGAAAAUAGUCAUUCCUGUUUUCAACAUAUUUAUCAAAGAUAUUUUCUUCUUGCACAAGAUCCACUCAAACUGUUUACCUAAUGGACACAUCAACUUCAAGGUAACUAUGGCUUUACAUUUUUUGCACUGGGAAAAAAGUCAUGGUUGUAACCUUUUGAAGCCUAGCUAAUUGAGAUUAUAUGUGCAUUUUGGAAGUCAGCUUUUUUGAAAUCCCAAGCAUUGUGUUUUGAUAAUGUUUGGUUUUACCUGGCAAUUCAGAUGUCAUUCUGAAGGGAAAUUUUAAUUUCCUUAAGUCUUACAGAAUAGAUCUAGGCAACAUGCAUUGUGUUCCUUAGAAAAUCCUGGACUUACAGCAUCUCACAUGGACGUCGUAGAUUGUCACAUGUGCUUACAUGUGAUUGCCUACAUCCUUAACCACUGUCAAAAGUUUAAAUGGAUAGGGUGGUUUGGUACUCUGGAUAGUGACUGGUCCCGGAUUCCCAGUACUCUAGUAUAAGUACGCUGAAAGAGGGAUCUGUAUUUAUAUAUUUGUGUAGGCGCAUUCUGGGUAGGUGUAUGCAAAUGAGCUCAACAAAGAACCAAAUUUUUGCCUCAUAAUUCUACUUUAUACAUGGGUUUUUUUUCCCAACCACAUCUCUGUUGGUAUGUACUUUACAAGUAGCGCCAAGCCUCUAUAGCAAGUCAGUAACCAACCUCAUGCUUCAUUAACAACGAAACAGCUGUCCAUGAGUGGUUCACUGGCUUUGCUCCUCUUCCUGAGUUGUUUCAAAGCUGUUGUAUACAGCAGAUACAUACUCCAAAGAAUCCAUGUAUAAAGUGGAAUUAUGAAGCAAAAACGUGGUUCUUUGUUGAGCUCAUUUGCAUAUACCUACCCAGAAUCCCUUGCAGUAGUGAGAGCACUGUUAAAGGGAUAUUUCUGUGGGAAAAGCAAUUCUUAUGGCUUGACUGGUGAGUGUAUUUGUGUUUAGCAACGUGUGUGUGUGUGUGUAUGUGUUUUUUCAAAUUGGAUUAGCCAUAUUAGUCCAGUAGGCAAGAUGCUGAAAUACCAGAGUAUUGCAGUGCAAUGAUACCUUUUGGUUUGUGUGGUGGUUGUUUUGUUUUUUUUGGGACUAACAAUAUGUCAAAGACAAGCUUUCUAGAGUUUCCUCAGGUCUGAAGCAAUACAAAUCAAUCUGAAAGAGUUUAACAUUUAAAACAACUGAUGUUAGAGAAGGGAAGGGGGAGCGGGGGCAGUGAGUGUGGUGUCAUAAGUAGCAGAUGUGCCUGAAUGUGCAUAUCUUGAGCUAUUUAUGACACCCCACUCAAAACAAUUGAUGUUAGAGAAGGGGAGGGAGGGGGUGAGUGAGUGUGUCAUAAAUAGCAGAAAAUGUGCACUUUCAGGCACAUCUUCUGCUACUUAUGACACCACACUCACUUACCCCCCCUUCCCUUCUCUAACAUCAGUUGUUUUAAGUGUUAAACUCUUUCAGAUUGAUCAGUAUUGCUUCAGACCUGAGGAAGAGAGGAAACUCUUGAAAGCUUGUCUUUGUAAUAUCAUGUUAGUUCAAUAAAAAAGGUAUCAUUGCAUACUGCAAUACUCUGGUAUUUUGGCAUCUUGUCUAUUGGACUAAUACGGUUAAUCCAAUCUACGCUAUAUAUAUAUAUAUAAAGAAAAUGUUCCCUUUUUUACACUCUGCCAUCUAGUGGUUAUUUUUUUAAGUAUUACUGCUCUAUAUCCAAUAUAUAACUGCAAUUACUUUGACCUGUGUUUGAGAUACCGGUUAAUGGUUGGCACCGAUUGUCAGGCAUUUACACUGUUUGUUUGUUUGUUGAUGUUCAUUAUGCAUGACUAAGGCUGUGUAGGACAAAACAUCACGUUUAUUUUCUGGUGUGUUCUGUGUGAACCAAUAAGCCUGACUACAUAGCACCUACACCUACACUGUAAAGCCCAUGGCUUAUAUAUUGAUUCCACUGUCACAAGACUGCCAGUGUAAAGAAGGGCGAACCUGCUUAGACGUAUACACAGCUUUUACACUACGCAAAGCUACAUUGUGAUUAUUUUCAUGCAGCAGAAACAAAAUAUAAGUCUUUUUAAUUAGAAUACAUAAAUUUAGAUGGAUGAAGAGCUUGAGUCUGACUAAUUUCACAAAUGCUUUUUGUUUCUUGCAUGCAAUUUUUUUUUCUUAAUACAAUGAUUUACUAAGGUAAUCAUGUACUCUUCACCCCUCCCCCCCCACCCCCCCCAAAAAAUAGGGCUUCUCCAUACAUGAUAACCACUACACCUUAUUAGUGGAAUUAUUCUGUAAGAAGAACAGUCUUGCCCAACUAUUUUCAAGCUGGUCCCAAGCAACCAAAGACGGUCUUCUGUCCCUCUAACUCCUUUAUAUCUACCUGGCCUCACUUGCGUCUGUGACCUCUCUACAAGCUGUGGCAAUAGAGGAAGGGUUAUUUUGUGUGUUUUUUUAUUUUCAGAAGCACCCUGCAGGUUAACACCUGGGAGGACUGUCCACCCAGCUUCUAACUGCGCUCUUACAUGUUCAAAACCUUAGCAAAUGCCAAAAUGUACACUUAAGUUAUUAAAGCAAAUAUGCUAGGUUAAAAUUCUAGACAUGCACAAAUAAUUUUUAAUGACUGCACCAGUUAUUAUGUAGCAACUCCUUUUUAAUAACUAUAUUGUGCAUUUAUUUCCUGCAAGAGUUUAAACCUACUAUUCUGUGCAUGUAGAUCUGACAAUUCUAAGUGAGAUUAUUAUAUUUUCUACAUCAGAAAUUCUGGGAGAUCUCAAGGCAAAUUCAUGACUUUUUAACGUGGAAGGAAGUGGAAUGUCCGUUCGAAAAAGACAAGAAAAUCCAAACAUAUCUUCUGACUACUCCAAUUUACAGUGAAGAAGGUAAAUAGCCUUAUCAACACAAUUAAAAUGUGUUUUUCUUGCGUGAAGGCAACUAUUACUUAAUUAAAGUUUAUAACCAUAACAAAAUAUUGACCCAUAAAAGAUCUAAUAUAUGAAAAGGAUGGCGAUAGACAUUAAAAUGAUUCUAUAUAUAGCAUAAUGUCCACAUAAUUCUAAAAUCAGUUUAUCAGAGUGAAAUAUAUGUACUCACAUUCUAGCUGCAGUAGCGGGGAUAUCUUGUAAGAACACUCAUAUCUGUGUAGCCUCCUUGAUGCUUGGAAUCUGAGUGUAGAGUGGCAUCAUAGUUACUAUACAGCACUGCUGACUCAAAUGAAGCUUUUUGCAGCAAAAUUUUGUCACUUCUCUACAUAAAUUUGGGAGGUGGGUAUAUUACAUAAUAUCUCUUUCCCUAUAAAUGCUGUGUAGUUCCAGAACUGGUUAGAAAAUCUCAUAAUUUGAGCAGAGCCCUCAACACCCUCUGCUCCUGUUCGUCCACCUGGUCUAGUUGCAAAUACAUGUCUGUUAGCCCACCUAUUGUUCAUGGAACUUGCUGGCACUUUAUAAAUACAGGUGGUCCUCAAUUUAUGAUGGCUCGCACUUAUGACUGGGGUGGUAAGUGCGAGCCGUUGUGUGAAUUAGAGGGAUUCCCUGCUCUGUUGUGUUCAUCUAUGUUCGGGGAAAUUUCCCAGAACAUAGACGAACGCACCAGAGCAGAGAAUUCCUUAAAUCUAUGCUCGGGGAAAUUUGCCUGAACAUAGAUUAAAGGGAUUUCCUGCUCUGGUGCCUUAAAUGUAUCUCCCAAGUUUGUUUCUAACAAAAUUGAUAACUAUGUGACUUUCACUGUAGGGUUAUCACAUCUUUAGUCAGCUGAGAUUGGUAAAAGUAAAAAAGUAAACAAUAUUAUAAUAUUGUUCCUGAAGAGUAAACGAUGCAACAAAAGCAGUGGAAACCAUCAUAAAUGUGUUUGUUGUGUAGAAAAAGGUGCAGGUAGGCAGCGCCUUUGGUGUUGUUCUCAAAACCAAGGUAAUAUGUGAAAUAAGCACAGAGAACAUAAUAUAGUGUAGUAUGUCAGGAGUUCUGAUAUCUUAACAAGGACAAAAGUUGUACUUACAAUUUUCUGGAGCUUAUGUUCAGCUCCAGAUUUAUGCGCAUGGACGGAAUAAUCCCCGUCUAUGGAUAUGGUAGUGUGGCCUCGUGCUUUUAGUGGUAGUGCCGUAGCCUGGCAGGGAGGUAUCCUCAGUAUGCAGGAGAAGAAAUAAAAACAGAAUAUAGUGCUCUCUAAAUGUUAAAAAUAAGGAUAAAAAUAAAACAAGAUAUACUCACAAAUGGGAAGCAAAUGGAGAUAUUGCUCAAUCCCAAAGCGCUUAGGUGGUAUUAUCCCCACCAAGGAUAUCACUAUGUGAGUCUUCUGGAUAAAAAAAGCUUGAAAGAUAGGUCUGGAAUCUCCAAGUGGUAUAAAAGGAAUAAUAACUUUUAUUUGGAGAUAAAAAAUAAGAACAAGGUAUAAAAGAAUUAUAAAACACUAACGCGUUUCACCUAUAACAGGCUUUCUCAAAGUGUUACAGUUUAUGAGACCUAUCUUGUUUAAAUAGCUUUAGAACAGGUGGUGAAAUCAGUCGUGUGACUAAAAGUAAAUUACUUAAAACAUGAAUAAAACUUACUUUGUAGCCAAAAAGCAGAGAAGGUACAAUAAAAUGAUACAUUAAAGUGUAAAAAUAACUUUAUAAUAAUAUUGCAUUUUAAAAGAAGAUACAUAUUAUAAUUUUAUGUGAUGUAACUUUAAGGGGAGGACCCAAGAUGGCCACCGCCAUCUCCAUAAUAGGAGUGUCAAGAUGGCUGCCACUUUCUUUUGUGUGUGUGGGGCAGCUGAAAUUGUGAGAGAGAGAGGGGAAAAACAAAAGCAAAGGGACUAUAAGAGGGGAAGGUGAAGGUGGGGAGGUGAAUGAGGUACUUCUCCCCUAAAAACGAGCAGUAUAACACUGAAAUCAGCACAUUGUAUGGGAGUACCAAUAUGGCGUCCAUGGCCUGCAUCAUGUGAUCGGCAUGUGUCAUGAUAUCAUAGGGGGUGUGGUCUUGGAGGCAUACUGUGGGGAGGGAGGGAGGAGUAGUGUGUAGAGUGGAGAGGAGGAGUUAGGGGAGUGAUUAGUUUAGCUUGCUCUUUGAGGCAGUAAGAUAACUCCACCUCAUGGCAGGGGAACGUGGGAAAUGUAGUAACAAGAAAAAAAAUAAAAAAUUAGCUAGAUUGGAAAACAAAGCAUAUUAUAUAAAACCUGCAUAAUAAUGAAUGUAUAAACUCUCCUGGACUUAUAAAAAAGUUAAAGCAUAAGUAAAUAUAAAAAUAAAUAAAUAGAUAAUUAAGUAAUAGCCAAACUUUGAUUGCUGGUACAUGUAAUAGCAGAUACCUAAUAAUAAGCAUAUUGAUAGGAAAACAGGCUAAUAACUAGAAUAAACCAUGAAAUAGGAUUCAAAUAUAACUUAAAUGAAGAUAAAAACAUAUGAGAUGCAUACAUUGUAAAACAGUAAAUGAUAGAAAAUUAAAAAGGUCAAAGUCGGCAUUUAACCCUCUAGGUGCCAGUGUGUCCAGUUUAAAAACCCAAUUCAUUUCUAUUUUGCCCAGUAAUUUGGGGAGGUUGCCACCUCACCAGGGGGUGUGACUAUUUCUAUAGCAUAAAAUCUUAGGCAACUGGGGUGUUUGUGGUCUGCAGUGUUCUGCAAUGCGUGUUUUUAGAUUCCUGGUCGUCAUCCCAACGUACUGCAGAUUGCAUGGACAUUCUAAUAUAUAAAUUAAAUUUUUUGAGUUGCAGGGGAUAAAAUAUUUUAUGUUGUAUUCCUUUGAUGAGUGUUUGGAUUUGAAAGCGGUGGUUAUGGUGUUUUCUUUUUUAGUGCUCUUACAUCUUUUACACUUAUAGAACCCCUUUUGUUGAUCAAAGAAAGUAUGUUUUGGCAGGGGUUUUUUUUGUGUGGUUUUUUGUUAGACAUCUUUUUAGGUUGGGUGCCCCUCUGAAUACUAUUUUUGGUCUUUCUGGAAGGAUAUUUUUUAAAAUUUUACCUUCUUUUAGAAUGUGUUUUUUCAUAAUUUUUUUUUUCAUUUUAAAGCUUUUAUUAUUAUAGUGCAGCACAAUUGGAAGGGUGAGCUCUUUGUCUUUGUUGAUGGUUUGGUAUUUAGAAAUUGGUUUCGAUCAGUUUUAGCUAGUUCAUCGAUUAAAGUGUUCAUGUCUUUUUCAUCAUAGUUUCUCUCUUCUAGUUUUUCUUUAAGUUCUUGGGCUUGUGUUAUAAAUACCUCAUCAUUGUUGCAAUUACAUUUUAAUCUUAUCAGUUGGCUUUUGGGAAUACUUUUUAGCCACAGGGGGGUAGUGGCAGCUGCUAGAAUCAAUGAACGUAUUUGUGUGAACCUUUUAAAAAAAAUGUUUUUGUGAACAACUGGUUGUUUUCAAUAUAGAUGUCUAGGUCUAAAAAUUGAACUUUGUUCGUACUGAUAUCUAUAUUUAGUUUAAUUCCCCUGUCAUUUUCAUUUAAAAAACAUAAAAAGUGGUUAAGAUCCUCCCAGUCGACCAUAAAAAGAUUGGCGUAGCUAGGCGCUACCUUCGUCCUCAUAGCAGUGCCUUUUUGUUGAAGAUAAAAAGAAUCAUAAAACCAGAAAUAGUGGUUAUUUAAAAUGAUGUCCAGGCCCUCUAAAGUAAAAUUAAUUAGAGUUGGAGGUAUAUCUUUCUCUUUUUCUAGAGUCCUUUUUCUAGCUUCACAUCCAAGAUCAUGGGGUAUAAUUGUGUAGAGGGACUGGACAUCACUGGUAAUUAGAAUGUAAUUUUGCUUCCAUUUAAAAUCCUUUAAAAUUUGUAGGAGACUCAUACUGUCUUUUAGGUAUGAUCUCAUUUUAGAAACCCGGGGUUGGAGGCGAGUGUCUAAAUAGUCUGAAAGAUUUGAUAAAAUAGAGUUUAUGCCUGAUACAAUUGGACGACCGGGAGUUUUUUUUUCAUCUUUAUGAACUUUAGGUAAAAAAAAUAUGACUGGUGUAGUUGGGUACGUUAUGUUCAUAUAUGUGUAUUCAUGGUUGUUAAUCACUUGUUCUUCCAAUCCUUUCUUGAGGAAUGUGAUUAGUGUUUUUUUAAUAUUAGGGGUGGGAUCUGAUGGAAGUUUGCUGAAUACUGAGGAGUCAUUUAAUUGAGAGAGGGCUUCUUUCAUGUACAUCUCUAUAGGAAGAAUGACCAGACCCCCUCCUUUAUCUACAGGUCUGAUUACGAUACUCUCAUCAUUUUUCAGGUUUUUUAGAGUGGUCUUUUCUUUUUAGUUAGGUUGAAUUUGUCGUGUUUAGUGGUACGUUGGGAUGACGACCAGGAAUCUAAAAACACGCAUUGCAGAACACUGCAGAAAUAUCAAAAAAGUUUUUUUAAAUCAUUCCGUGUCCAAACACUUUCUUACCCACAAUAAACACCCCAGUUGCCUAAGAUUUUAUGUUAUAGAAAAAGUCACACCCCCCUGGCAAGGUGGAAACCUCCCCAAAUUACUGGGCAAAAUAGAAAUGAAUUGGGUUUUUAAACUGGACACACUGGCACCUAGAGGGUUAAAUGCCGACUUUGACCUUUUUAAUUUUCUAUAAUUUACUGUUUUACAUCUCAUAUGUUUUUAUCUUCAUUUAAGUUAUAUUUGAAUCCUAUUUCAUGGUUUAUUCUAGUUAUUAGCCUGUUUUCCUAUCAAUAUGCCUAUUAUUAGGUAUCUGCUAGUACAUGCACCAGCAAUCAAAGUUUGGCUAUUAUUUAAUUAUCUAUUUAUUUAUUUUUAUAUUCACUUAUGCUUUAACUUUUUUUAUAAGUCCAGGAGAGUUUAUACAUUCAUUAUUAUGCAGGUUUUAUAUAAUGUGCUUUGUUUUUUUUUUUUUGUUACUACAUUUCCCACGUUCCCCUGCUAUGAGGUGGAGUUAUCUUACUGCCUCAUAGAGCAAGCUAAACUAAUCACUCCCCUAACUCCUCCUCUCCACACUUCCCGUCCCUCCCCACAGUAUCCCUCCAAGACCACGCCCCCUAAGACGUCAUGACACAUGCCGAUCACAUGAUGCAGGCAAUGGACGCCAUAUUGGUACUCCCAUACGAUAUGCUGGUUUCAGUGUUAUACUGCUCGUUUUUAGGGGAGAAGUACCUCAUUCACCUCCCCACCUUCCCCUCUUAUAGUCCCUUUGCUUUUUUUUUUUUCCUCACUUCUCUCUCUCUCUCUCUCACAAUUUCAGCUGCCCCACACACAAAAGAAAGUGGCAGCCAUCUUGACACUCCUAUUAUGGAGAUGGCGGCGGCCAUCUUGGGUCCUCCCCUUAAAGCUACAUCACAUAAAAUUAUAAUAUUUAUCUUCUUUUAAAAUGCAAUAUUAUUAUAAAGUUAUUUUUACACUUUAAUGUAUCAUUUUAUUGUACCUUCUCUGCUUUUUGGCUACAAAGUAAGUUUUAUUCAUGUUUUAAGUAAUUUACUUUUAGUCACAUGACUGAUUACACCACCUGUUCUAAAGCUAUUUAAACAAGAUAGGUCUCAUAAACUGUAACACUUUGAAAAAACCUGUUAUAGGUGAAACGCGUUAGUGUUUUAUAAUUUUUUUAUACUUUGUUCUUAUUUUUUAUCUCCAAAUAAAAGUUAUUAUUCCUUUUAUACCACUUGGAGAUUCCAGAGCUAUCUUUCAAGCUUUUUUUAUUCAGAAGACUCACACAGUGAUAUCCUUGGUGGGGUAAUACCACCUAAGUGCUUUGAGAUUGAGCAAUAUCUCCAUUUGCUCCCCAUUUGUGAGUAUAUCUUGUUUUAUUUUUAUCCUUAUUUUUAACAUUUAGAGAGCACUAUAUUCUGUUUUUAUUUCUUCUCCUGCAUACUGAGGAUACCUCCCUGCCAGGCUACGGCACUACCACUAAAAGGACGAGGAAACACUACCAUAUCCAUAGACUGGGAUUAUUCCGUCCAUGCGCAUAAAUCUGGAGCUGAACAUAAGCUCCAGAAAAUUCUAAGUACAACUUUUGUUCUUGUUAAGAUAUCAGAACUCCUGACAUACUACACUAUAUUACGUUCUCUGUGCUUAUUUCACAUACUAGCUUGGAUUUGAGAACACCACCACAGGCGCUGCCUACCUGCACCUUUUUCUGCACAUCAACCAUAUCACCAGAAAGAAGAGACUAUGGUUAGGGGAGUCAAAGCUGCCACACAUCCAGAAUACAAGCGCCAAAAACUCCACCUCCUCAUACAUCAUAAAUAUGUGUUUGUUUAUUCUGUUUGUUUUUAGCACUCUUUGUUGCUUCCUUUGAAAAUGAAGGUCCAGACAAUCACAUGGAGAAAGACAGCUGGAAAUCCCUCAGGUAAAAUUAUUUUGAUGUUGAUUGCUUAUUAAGAAUAUGCUAGAAAAAGCAAGGAAGGUGGAGGAGACGGUAUGCUUGUAAAAAGCAAGGUCACAUUUUUUUUCUUAAAUAAUUUUGAGCCUGGAUGAAUCCCAAAUAGAGGAAUGUGAAAACUAUUCUUUGAAGUUUGAUCUUUCGUCUUAGUGGAACAAUAUCUAGUUGAAAUAAAUAAUUGUUAAAAUAUGUAAUAAUUUAUUUUUUUUUUAUUUUUUUUUAGGUCAACGCUUUUAAACAGGGCCUGA
Molecule: messenger RNA, 39319 nt
Organism: Pelobates cultripes (western spadefoot toad)
Lineage: Eukaryota; Metazoa; Chordata; Amphibia; Anura; Pelobatidae
Source: the annotation of a GenBank genome assembly